Pichia membranifaciens NRRL Y-2026 is the source of this 1115-nucleotide messenger RNA. RefSeq lists its product as hypothetical. The coding region runs from base 128 to 985 and encodes 285 amino acids. The transcript has a single exon. The record is from RefSeq and is a predicted model, not a curated record. NCBI's taxonomy places the organism in Eukaryota, Fungi, Ascomycota, Pichiomycetes, Pichiales, Pichiaceae. Gene Ontology annotation, molecular function: GTPase activity.
UUAGGAUAUAAAAUUUUUAUGUUUUUGCCCUGACAAGUUUCCUGAAAUAAGCUGCAUCUACUAAGCUUCAUCACUCUUCGCCACAACCCUCCCAAAAGACACAUUUACACACUAAACAACAGCCAUCAUGUCCAAAGUGGGAGUCCUGACACUUGGUCCAGCAGGUGCUGGAAAGACAACGUUCUGCAACUCGGUUAUGUCCUAUAUGGAAUCCAUCGGCCGUACUGCACAUUUGGUCAACCUCGACCCUGCUGCAGACCCAACAGAAUACUCCUUCAGCAUCGACAUACGUGACUUGAUCUCUAUAAGCGAUGUGCAGGAAGAACUUGGACUUGGGCCAAAUGGGGCCUUGAUAUAUUGCUUCGAGUUCUUGAUGGAUAACCUUGACUGGCUCGACGAACAGAUUGGGGAUUACAAUAACGACUAUUUGAUUUUCGAUUGUCCAGGACAAGUCGAAUUGUAUUCACAUGUUCCCAUAGUUCCUCUGCUUGUGCAACAUUUGCAACAACAGCUUGGAUUUAGACUCUGUUGCACAUAUCUUUUGGAAGCACCAUUUGUUGUCGACAGAGGUAAGUUUUUCUCCGGUGCAUUAAGUGCAAUGUCUACCAUGAUAUUCCUUGAACUACCACAUAUAAAUGUUCUCUCAAAAGUAGACUUGAUCAAAGAUACCGUUGGGAAACGAGAAUUGAAAAAAUUCUUCAACCCUGAUCCUAGAUUGCUAGAAGAAUAUAAUGAUGAAGACAAGGGUGAUUAUGUGACAGGUAAUGAAAAAUUCAGAAAGUUGAACAAGGCUAUCGCCCAGCUUGUGGACGAUUUUGGUAUGGUGCAGUUUUUACCAUUGGAUUGUAGUGAUAAGGAUAGCAAUAAGAGUGUGGAGUUAAUUCUAAGUCACAUUGAUGAUGUCACACAAUGGAACGAAGCUCAAGAGCCAAAGGAACCAAAAGAUGAGAUAGAGAUACCAGAUGAUGAUGAUGAUUUCGAAUAGAUGUGUAAUAGAACAGGUGUAUUAAUGUACAUUUAUAUAGCGUGUGUAUACAUGAGAAAAGAAAUAGGAAAAAGAACAAAACCAAGAAAGCUCUUGUCAUGAUUCUACGUUGUUUUCUACUUUCACAGGU